This is a messenger RNA of Mycena citricolor, 1319 nucleotides long. The record is from the annotation of a GenBank genome assembly. Lineage: Eukaryota; Fungi; Basidiomycota; Agaricomycetes; Agaricales; Mycenaceae.
UACGGUGCCCCCCUGCCAGGGUGCGGGAGUCCACUGGGACCGAGCAAUAAGUCGCUAAUCAAUUUUUGACGUGUACUCAGUAGGGACAUGCAACGUGGAACAUAGACCGCAGAUUGUCGCAGUCGCCCAUCAAUCGAACCUGAACCGUGGGAGAUAAUGGGGUUAUGCGGACCUUGAAAAUUGCCGGUUUAACCGCGGGAAGGCGUGGGAAAACCAUGAAACGUGGGAAAACCAAGAUUGUGUCAAGCUGUUGUUUGUCGAUUCCUAUCCCAGGCGAUGUUGGACGAUGUCGCGAAGGGUUGCGUUGGACACUGUUGGACAAGAGCUCCUCCUGUCCAAAAUAGAAAAACGCCGCCCGCGACAACGUAAUGGUAUCAAUCAACCUUCGCUGCUGACUCAAACACGGUGACCAAGUCCUCUCGGACCGCCCUUGGUCUUCUCCGAACGGCGAGCACAUUGCGCAUAAGCUGUAUUGUACGUCACUCCGUCAUCGUUCUGUGAAGGCGCCCGAGACGCGUCCGGAACUGCUCCCCGAAGUCGGAAAGGCAGGCACAUCUGGUUUACAUCACCACAGCUCGUUCUCACGUAAACACCUUCCAAGGUAGGAAGAUCCUCAGCCGCCGCUGCCCUCAUCCCCCCCAGUUUAGCCCAGACUGCUUGCGUGAAGUUGUGCCGCAUGCGCAAGUCGUGCCUUCUUCGAGCACAAUGCAGGACCGCCGUCUUGUACUUUCCCGCCACCCAAACGAACUAUUAAAGGCGCGCGCGUUCAUUUCCAGGGCCGUCACCACACUGUAAUCCGCCUCCAAUCCUACCUAUUCACCCGAGCGAUAACGCAUCGGACAUGUGGUUUUGCCGCUCUACGCCUCCUGCUCCCCGAUGCCCACACGGCCCUCGCUGUGCGCACUGCAACCCACGCAUGGCCUACUAUCACAUAUCACCUGCGCACACGAUGCACCAGGUGUCUAAUCCGCUUCCGUACAUGAUCCCAGCUCCGCCCAGCCCUCUGUCCACCGCCGGAGCCCCAGUGGCGACAUGGACGUCUCCGCGCACCACCGUCUGGCAGUACUCCAACGGGCGCGUUCAGUUCGACGAGAAUGGCUCGGAGUGGACCCCACGGCCGUCGAGUCUCCCUCAUUACAGCCCGUACCAGGCCCCAAAUUAUUGGCCGGGCGUCUAUCACGGAUGGGGAGGCUAUUAUACCUGAUUCCGACUCAGAGAGCCGCCCAUGAGGACGGCCGCUUUUGAUCACUGUAUUAUUAUUCUCGCUGCUAUGUAUCAUCGUUUGUACCACGAAUGGCAUGACCUUGUUUCCAUCUACA